UUUUAUUACAUGUAACAAAUAGACCCUAAGAGAUUCCAACCUCUUUCUCUAAAAUCUUUCACUCUCUAGAAAAUGCAAGCACUCUUCCUUUCCUAUAUAUAUAUCCUAGCUAAACUUGCUAGAGCUUGUCCAUCAUCACCUUUUCACGUCUUCCUCAUUGCUGUAAUUGUGGAAGUUGGUAUGGAUUUCUUCCCAAACUUGCUUCACCUUGUAAUCCUUUGUAUUUCGGUCUCGCUCAUAUUCCUUAUAUAUAAACAAAAAUCCAGUCAUGCCAAGUUGCCACCCGGUAAAAAGGGAUGGCCUGUCAUUGGAGAAACAUUGGAAUUAGCCACGGCUAGAAGAAGAGGAACCCAAGAGAUCUUCUUUAACGACAGAAUGAGAAAAUAUUCACAGGAUCUCUUCAAAACCUCACUGUUUGGUGAGAACAUGGUUGUGUUUUGUGGUGCUUCAGCAAACAAGUCACUGUUCAACGAUAAAAAAAAUCUCUCCACUUGGUGGCCACGCUCCAUACUAAAAAUUGUAUUUGUAUCUUCUCCUGAACUUCUUGAAGAUGUAGCCCAAAAAGAUUUUGCUCAAAUGAGGAGGUCCGUGGUUGAAUUUUUCAAGCCCGAAGCUCUUCAACAUUUCAUACCCAUCAUGGACUCCAUGGCAAAGGAACACUUGGAGACAGAGUGGUCUCCUUACAGAAAAGUCAAAGUUUAUCCACUCUCCAUGAAAUAUACCUUUGCAUUGGCUUGUAGGUUUUUUUUAAAUGUCACAAAUCACAGCCAUGUGACAAAAUUUGCUGAUCACUUUGCCAUUAUGAUGGAUGGUUUACUGUCUGUGCCUAUAAAUAUACCAGGCACAACCUUCAACCGUGCCAUAAGAGCAGGCAAGGUUAUUCGCCAGGAGAUUUUAGAAGUCAUCAAACAGAGGAAGAAGGAGCUAUCCGAGAAUAAUGGGACAGUUGCUCGUGACUUUUUGACUCGCUCGCUCCUUGAAUUAGAUGAGAAUGGAAAAGCUAUUAAUGAGAUGAUGAUUGCUAGUAAAAUUAUGUCCUUACUUAUUGCUGGCCGUGAUUCCACAAAUUCAGCUAUCACAUUUGUGUUGAAGUAUCUAGCAGAGUUUCCUCAUGUUUACAGUGAGGUCUUCAAAGAGCAAAUGGAAAUUGCAAUAUCCAAAGGCCCAAAUGAUUUGUUGAAUUGGGACGACAUUAAAAAGAUGAAGUACUCUUGGAAUGUGGCACUUGAGUCUAUGAGGCUUACACCACCUACUCAAGGAACAUUUAGAGAGGUUGUAAAUGACUUCACCUACACAAAUUUUACUAUUCCAAAAGGGUGGAAGACAUUUUGGACUCCAUAUUCGACACAUAAAAAUCCCAAAUACUUUCAAGAUCCUGAGAAAUUUAAUCCUUCAAGAUUUGAAGGGAAUGGACCUGAACCUUACACUUUUGUACCAUUUGGAGGAGGAGCUCAAAUGUGUCCUGGGAGGGAGUAUGCUCGAUUAGGAAUACUAGUGUUUAUGCAUAAUGUGGUGACGAGAUUCAAUUGGGAGAAAGCAAUUCUAGAUGAAAAGUUGUCUUUCAAUAUAGCACCCAUUCCGGUUGAUGGUCUUCCAAUUUACCUUAAGCCUCAUAGUCAUAAAUAAUAGAUUGUGUCAAACAUUAAUUGAAUGACACAAAUUUUAUAUAGGAAAUGUUAAAUCUACUACCAAUUUUACUGUAAAAUUUUAAAAAUCUA
Molecule: messenger RNA, 1718 nt
Organism: Quercus lobata
Lineage: Eukaryota; Viridiplantae; Streptophyta; Magnoliopsida; Fagales; Fagaceae
Product: beta-amyrin 28-monooxygenase-like
Exons: 4
Coding region: 73-1626 (517 amino acids)
Biological process (GO): sterol metabolic process
Molecular function (GO): monooxygenase activity; oxidoreductase activity, acting on paired donors, with incorporation or reduction of molecular oxygen; heme binding
Source: RefSeq, a predicted model, not a curated record